AUAAAUAGUAUGAUGAGCUGCAUGCUUGACUUUUAAUUAAAGACUAUUUUCCAGCAACGUUCGAUCUGUGACUUCUCCAACCAACCCAUCUAAUAUUAUCCAACCUGUUCACAAUGGCUGCAACUUUAGGCAAGUAUGUUUCGAAGCUCGCGGGCGCACGGUGCCUAGUCAUCGGUGGAUCCUCCGGAAUCGGUUUCGGUGUUGCUGAAGCCCUCAUCCAGAACGGCGCUUCCUCUGUCACUAUCUCGUCCUCCUCAACCGCCAAGAUUUCCAGCGCCUUAGAGCGCCUCAAGAGCGGAAACGCCUCUUCCACAGCUCAGAUCCAAGGUUUCCCAUGCGACCUGGGUUCCCCAGAAACGCUCACCUCGGAGGUCGAGAAGCUCUUCGCCGAGGUUGCCAAGGCUGGAAAGCUUGACCACGUCGUCUUCACAGCUGGCGAUGCUCUGGCGGUCGGCAAACUUGAAGACUUCAAGCUCGAUGCCGUCAGGCAGGCUGGUACUGUGCGCUUCUUUGCCCCACUCGUUGUUGCGCAACAACUUCGCAAGCACUUGAAUGACGGCCCCGCGGCAUCAUACACCAUCACCACUGGCGGCGCAUCGGAGCAUGUUUCAAAAGACUGGACCGUCAUGCAGGCAUAUCUAUCCGGCCUCCGUGGCAUGACCAGAGGCUUAGCCGUCGAUCUGGCGCCCAUUAGAGUCAAUGCGGUCGGAUUAGGACCAGUUGAGACGGAGAUUUGGAAUCACGUGAAGGAGAUUGGCUACUGGGACAACGUGACAGGUCGUCUCAAGGGAAGGAUGACCACCGGACAAAUCGGUCAAGUCGAAGACGUGGUGGAGGCAUAUUUGUACCUGAUGAGGGAUAAGAACGUUUCGGGAAGCGUUAUUGAGAGUACUGGGGGCACUCUGCUGUCAUAGCUACAUAUAUAGUUGAAGGGGUGUAGGGCCAUUUAGAUUCAGGUCUAGUCGCCAAUAUAGAGCAAUGUAGCAUAAAGAAGUGUCACACUGUAUCUUAAAGCC
Molecule: messenger RNA, 1016 nt
Organism: Pseudogymnoascus verrucosus
Lineage: Eukaryota; Fungi; Ascomycota; Leotiomycetes; Thelebolales; Thelebolaceae
Gene: FSR5
Product: fusarubin cluster-dehydrogenase
Exons: 1
Coding region: 114-914 (266 amino acids)
Molecular function (GO): oxidoreductase activity
Source: RefSeq, a predicted model, not a curated record